Aspergillus welwitschiae is the source of this 1516-nucleotide messenger RNA. Its product is annotated as NmrA/HSCARG family protein. The transcript is spliced from 5 exons. The record is from RefSeq and is a predicted model, not a curated record. Lineage: Eukaryota; Fungi; Ascomycota; Eurotiomycetes; Eurotiales; Aspergillaceae. The coding region runs from base 518 to 1516 and encodes 332 amino acids.
UAGAAAAGGCGAAUCAGUGGACUGCAUCCGUCUGCGAGCGUCGCCUUCCCAAGAACUGGGGUCAUUAAUUGUGACCCAAAAACUGGUUUUUCGACCAUGUCCACGCUGCCUGUCCAUUGAAUCGAAGUGUUCGAUGUCUCACCAUGCAGACGAACUCUCUCCCUCCCUCGUCGACGAAGCCAAUUACUGGAAAAGCCGCAGCUGCAUCGCUGUCAUAGACGCAUAUGCGACAUGCAGAAACCAUUCGCCGUUUUGGUCAAAUUCCCUCGAGUCAGCCGAACAGCCCAUCCCUCGCCGGCUCGUUCCCCCAAUCUAGUCGUACUGCUUGCGAAUUUAUCUCACCGCAAGGGUAGACGUUCUGGCGGGGUGGCGCUGUUGAUGGAUACAAAUACACCUACCUCCUCUCCUCAUAACUUCGUUCAGCAACCUUACAAGUUCCAUUUGCGUGUCUCGCCCGAAGCAUAAUCCAUUUAUUUUAAAUCUCAACCUCCUUGUCUGGCAUUGUUAGUCCAGAAACAUGGCUCCUUUGCAGAAAGUGGUCGUGGUAUACGGUGCCACUGGUGUCCAGGGAAGGUCCAUCUCCCUCUCUCUCCUCAAGAGCCAGCAGAACUUCGUCGUCCGGGCGCUUACACGGAACCCUCAGUCGGAAAAGGCCAAGGAAUUGGCUCGCCUAGGAGCUGAGGUGGUCAAGGCUGAUGGAUUCAACGACAACGACAUGCAGAAUGCCCUGUCCGGUGCCUGGGGAUUCUGGCUUAACACCCACCACCAUGACCCAGCGGUAACGCAACCCGGUGGGCCGACUGACGAGGAUCUCGGCAACCGCCUCAUCGAGAUUGCAGCCAAGGCAGGCGUGAAGGUCUUCAUUUACAGUACCUGCGAGUCUCCUGCGAUAUUUACCAAAGGCGUCGCACCCGUUCCGGGCAUGGAUGCCAAACACCGAUGUGAGUUGUAUGCCCGAACAUUCAAGGAGUUCGACGCCGUCAUUGGCGCCUUCCCCGGGUGGUACUUCGAGAACUAUGUCACUCCCGAGUACGCGCAGGCCUUCGGUGGCUUCCCCAUGUUCCCCGACAACGAGGGCUACCUGACCUGGCACGCUCCCUUGGUAGGCGGCGAAGGCAAGGUCCAAACGGUCUCCAUCGAGGACGAUUUUGGUGAGAUGGUGCACGGAAUGUUCCUGAACCCACUCAAGUGGAAGAACAAGACCAUUCAGUGCGUGAGUGAUGCGUUCACGUAUGAGGAUAUGGUGAAGACCUUCACUGAGGUUACGGGAAAGAAAUCUCGCUACAUUCCCAUGGCCUCAGCGGAUGACUUCCCAACCCAUGGGAACUCUGUCCUCGUUGAGUUGCAGGAUGUCUUCAAGUACACCCAGAACAACAAUGGCUGGUUCUUCGGUAACCCCGACGACUUCGCAACCUGCCAGUCACUCAAGGACGAGGCCCGCCGGGAUAAGGGUCUUGAGCCGGAGCCGGUCAUCUCCAUGGCUAAGUACUUUAUCAAGCACUAUGGACCCAACUAG